GGUUGACCUCUUAUUGAAGACCGUUAAAUAGCCGCCGGCGUUAAAGUCAGUUGUAUAUUCCCCACUGUCUAACAGGCUCCACCACAAUGCUGUUGUUGCCAGUUAUUUCGCUGCUUCUGGUCGUGUCAGUCCCCGAGGUCGAGCUCCUGUCGAAACCAGAGAGAACUACCCGAUGCAGAUUAGGCUCCGACUGUGACACAGACGAAUGCUGCGUUAGCACAUUCCCGCAAAUCGGCAGGAAGAAGAGAUCCUUAUUCUCCCGUUCGGGAGUUUGUCAACACCUCCAGACAGUUGGCCAAGGAUGUUUGACGAAGUAUAACUCGGGUCAACCGAAUGGCAUUGUUUCCCAGUGUCCUUGUGAAGCUAACCUUGAAUGUGUCGGAAACGGUCUUUUCGUCGUACCACAGGAUGAAACAGGAACUUGUCAAGCCAAGAAAGUAACGUGCAAAUCUGGUGCCGACUGCGGCCCUGGCGAGUGUUGUAAGGGUAACGAUCAGGUGAAGGGCAGGAAGAAGAGGCAGAUUGGUGGCAGCGUCGGAGUCUGUACACCUCUCCAGACCAGUGGAGGAAGUUGUCUGACGCAAUAUGGUUCCGGCAAGCAAAGCUCAAUUGUCCCGAGGUGCCCGUGUGUGACGUCCCUCACGUGCCAGUCAACGGGGGUGAUCACAGUGCCCCUGGGGGAAGAAGGUAUCUGCGUCUGAUCACUUUCCAACCAGAGUCCUCCGUCAAACAGCAGCAGUUAAAUGGAUUCAAAAUGUUCCCUGUGUUUCUCAACGUUUCUAAAAAUGUCAAGCUUAAGAUAAAAAUAAAACUCUUUAUGACCGGCCCUAGUGUUUAUGAAUAUCAGUUUCCAGUAUAGUUUAAAUGAAUAAAAUCUUUUUCUGUCAA
Haliotis rufescens (red abalone) is the source of this 888-nucleotide messenger RNA. RefSeq lists its product as uncharacterized. The coding region runs from base 87 to 701 and encodes 204 amino acids. NCBI's taxonomy places the organism in Eukaryota, Metazoa, Mollusca, Gastropoda, Lepetellida, Haliotidae. The record is from RefSeq and is a predicted model, not a curated record. The transcript has 7 exons.